CGGAUCCACUUGUUUGAAUAAAAGUACUAUGGAUCAUCCAUGGUUACCCGGACUCAGACACCAAACAGAUCCAGACUGUCCUGUCACUCCGGUGAGACUUGUGUCACGCAUCCAAAGAGUCGAGAUAUCCAAACAUGAACUAGAUGACCUGUUGGGAGGAGGAGGAGAAGGAGGAGGAGGAGGAGAAGGAGGCGGAGAAGAAGAAGGCGGAGAAGAAGAAGAAGAAGGCAGAGAAGAAGGUGGACAAGAAGGCGGAGAAGAAGGCGGACAAGAAGGCGGAGAAGGAGGCGGACAAGAAGGCGAAGAAGAAGGCGGACAAGAAGGCGGAGAAGAAGGCGGAGAAGAACGCGGAGAAGAAGACGGAGAAGAAGGCGAAGGAGAAGAAGAAGAAGAAGAAGGCAGACAAGAGAAGAAGAAGAAGGUGGACAAGAGAAGAAGAAGAAGGCGGAGGCGAAGAAGGCGAAGGCGAAGAAAGCAAAGAAGGCGAAGAAGGCGAAGGCGAAGGCGGCGAAGAAGAAGGCGAAGGAGAAGGCGGCGAAGAAGAAGGCGAAGAAGAAGGCGGCGAAGAAGAAGGCAAAGGUGGAGAAGGCGAAGGCGGAGUCGAAGAAGAAGGCGAAGGAGAAGAAGAAAGCGGAGAAGAAGGCGAAGGCGAAGGCGAAGAAGAAGAAGGCGAAGAAGGCGAAGGCGAAGAAGAAGGCGAAGGUGGCGAAGAAGGCGAAGGAGAAGGCGGCGAAGAAGAAGGCGAAGGAGAAGGCGGAGAAGAAGAAGGCAAAGGAGAAGGUGCCGGAGAAGGCGGCGGAGAAGAAGGCGAAGGCCGUGAAGAAGGCGGCAAAGGCGGGGAAGGCGAAGGAGGAGAAGAAGGAGGCGGAGGCGAAGGCGAAGAAGAAGAAGAAGGCGACGAAGGCGAAAAAGAGAAGAAGAAGAAGAAGAAGAAGAAGAAGAAGAAGAAGAAGAAGAAGAAGAAGAAGAAGAAGAAGAAGAAGAAGAAGAAGAAGAAGAAGAAGACAGCGAAGAAGAAGGCGAAAGCGAAGGCGAAGGCGAAGAAGGCGAAGAAGGUGAAGGAGGCGAAGGCGAAGAAGGCGAAGGCGAAGAAGAAGGCGAAGGCGAAGAAGGCGAAGAAGCAGAAGAAGAAGGCAAAGAAGAAGAAGGCGAAGGCCAAGAAAAAGAAGGCGAAAGGCGAAGCAGAAGAAGAAGAAGAAGAAGAAGAAGAAGAAGAAGAAGAAGAAGGCGAAGAAGAAGGCGAAGGCGAAGGCGAAGAAGGCAAAGAAGGCGAAGGUGAAGAAGGCGAAGAAGACGAAGAAGAAGGUGAACAAGAAGGCGAACAAGAAGGCGAAGGCGAAGGCGAAAGCGAAAGCGAAGACGAAGGCGAAGGCAAAAGCGAAGGCGAAGGCGGCAAAGGCGAAGGCGGCGAAGGCGAAGGCGGCGAAGGUGAAGGCGAAGGUGGCGAAGACGAAGACAGCGAAGGCGAAGGCGAAGAAGGCGAAGAAGAAGGCGAAGAAGAAGGCGGCGAAGACGAAGGCGAAGAGGCGGAGAAGAAGAAGGCGAAGAAGGCGACGACGAAGAAGGCGAAGAUGAAGAAGGCGAAAGCGAAGACGAAGAAGGCGAAGGCGAAGGCAAAGAAGGCAAAGGCGAAGGAGAAGGCGAAGGCGAAGGCGAAGAAGGCAAAGGUGAAGGCGAAGAAGGAGAAGAAGGCGAAGAAGGAGAAGAAGGCGAAGAAGGCGAAGGCAAAGAAGGCGAAAGGCGAAGAAGGCGAAGGCGGAAGUCCACAACGAGACGAACACGACUUAUUCAACGCCGUUGAAGAUACUCAUCGUGAAGAACUCGCUGCGAAGACUCAAGCUCGUCGUGGAAGGGGAUCACUGGGAAUAGAAGAAGAAAAAGAGGGCGGCGAAAGCGGCGGAGAAGAAGAGGAAGGAGGAGGAGGAGGAGAAGAAGAAGAAGAAGAAGAAGAAGAAGAAGAAGAAGAAGAAGAGGGCGGCGAAAGCAGCGGAGAAGAAGAGGAAGGAGGAGGAGGAGGAGGGGAAGGAGGAGGAGGAGGAGGAGAAGAAGAAGAAGAAGAAGAAGAAGAAGAAGAAGAAGAAGAAGAAGAAGUGUGAAAGUAAUUUUGUUUAUGCACUGGAACUCUCUCUUGGAUGGCAACAGGAACACAAUCCUACACCAAAU
This is a messenger RNA of Chara braunii, 2163 nucleotides long. NCBI's taxonomy places the organism in Eukaryota, Viridiplantae, Streptophyta, Charophyceae, Charales, Characeae. The record is from the annotation of a GenBank genome assembly.